AUGAAUUCUUAUGGUUCUUUACCAGAAUAUAAACUGAAAGCUCAUAUACCCAACUUUCAUGGUGGUUUACAAAUAGAAGAAUUAUUGGAUUGGUUUUAUGAAGUAGAGUCGUUUUUCAACUUCAUAGAUGUACCUGAUUCUUCUAAGGUUAAAUUGGUUACAUAUAAACUAAAAGGUGGAGAUGCAGCUUGGUGGGAUAAACUCUGUGAUGAUCGACGUAAACUAUCACAAACCUCACUUACACAAGGUGCUAGACUUGUUGAAGAGUACAUAGCUGAAUUGUAUAGUUUAGUUGCACGUAACCAGUUGAAUGAAUCUAAAGAACAAUGGGUAGCACGUUUUAUAGAGGGUUUAAAUAGGCUUAUACAACAAGGGAUGACUCAAUCCGUAUAUACAAUGGUUGAAUCCAUUCAAAAAUCUAUUAAGAUUGAGAGACGUGUACUCCACAUUUCUAGACAAGCAUCUCCUCGACAGGUUCGUUAUCAACAUUGUUAUAAAGUUGCAAAACCGUAUACUUAUCAUUAUGGUAACCAAAGUGAAAGGGGAUCAAUAGUCGUUGUUGAUCCACACGAACGAAAUUAUGGUCAACCUAUUCUACAACCUCAAACAACCAAUUUUACUUCCAGUCAGUCACCUCUUCCUGCAGACACUGCACCUUUGAUGAGUAUUCCAUCUGUUAAACCUUCACAGGUUACACAACGACGAGAUGUUGCUCCAACUACUAGAGGUAAUAAGUAUGAAAAACAAUUUCCUCCUUUAAGUAAAUCUCCUAAUCCUUAUUCAAAGUUUCAAGGAGAUAUAUGUAACAAGUGCAACCAAACUGGCCAUACUUCUAGUGAUUUUCGCAAGUUUCAUGCUUACAUUAAUGAAACUCAAGAAGAAACACAAGUAGAGGAUGCACUGGAAGAAGAUGAACUUACUUAUCUACAGGAACAUGAGACUUAUGAUGCAGAUUUUCUUGGAGUAAUUCGACCAAUAUUAAUCUUUGAACCAUGUCUUACACAAAGACAUAAUAUUUUCAAGUCUCAUUGUCUCAUUGAAGAGCAGCUUUGUAGCAUGAUCAUUGACAGUGGGAGUACAGAAAAUUACGUUUCUGCAAAAUUAGUUGAGAACUUGGUUUACCUAUAUGAAGAUUCUGCUUUAUGUGAUGUUAUUAACAUGAAUGCAGCAAGCUUACUGUUGGGAAAACCAUUGCAGUAUGACAUUCGUGCUGUUCAUAAUUGCUAUGAGAAUACUUAUACCUUUGUUCAUGAAGGUUUUACUAAAGUUUUGUGGCCUCUAAAAUCUUCUAUAUCAGUCAACGAACCAGCAGACAAGAAGACAACUGCAUUAGUUGCUACCGUUGUUCAUUCUUUAAAACAAACUCAUUCUCUGAGAUCACAUGAAUUUAUUAAACCUAUGGUGGAUAUUCCUGACAAGGAAGAACAUCUUUCACAUUUAUCUCAAGUUUUUAAGGCACUCCAUGACAAUUUUUUGUAUGUGAACUUAAAGAAGUGCGCCUUCUUUACAAACAGAGUCACUUUCUUGGGUUAUAUUGUGUCAGAUACUGGUAUUUCUGUGGAUGAUGCUAAGAUUAAAGAAAUUAUUGAUUGGCCUAUACCAACAUCCAUACGUGAAAAUGAAGAUACAGAUAAAAGUUUUAAUUUGCUCAAAGAAAAGUUAUGUAGCGCUCCAGUUCAUGCCAUGCCAAAUUUUGAUAAACCUUUUGAGAUACACUGUGAUGCUUCUAUUGUUGGCAUAAAUGUUGUAUUAUCUCAAGAUGCUCAUCCAAUUGCUUACUAUAGUAAAAAGAAUUCAGAUACAAGGAAGAAGUUUUCUACUUAUGAGUUAGAAUUAAUUUCACUUGUUCAUGCUCUUAAGAACUGGCAUCCUUAUCUCAUUCACAACGAGUUUAUAGUCAAUACUGACAAUCGGGCUCUUAAAUUUUUGAAAACUUCAGCAAAAGUCAAUCGAAUACAUGAUAGAUGGUUAUCUACCAUUAACCAAUAUACAUUUUCUAUUAAACAUCAGAGUGGGAAACUUAAUCAGGUAGCUGAUGCUUUGAGUAGAAGAGCUCAUCUUCUUGUCACUCUCAAACAUGAGAGUUUAGAUUUUGAUUUUUUAAAAGACAUUUAUAGUGAAGACAAAGAUUUUCAGAAUCUCUGGGAAAAUGGUCUUGGAGGACAUUUUGUGCGUGCUAAAACCAUUGCUUUAGUUGAAGAACGUUAA
Papaver somniferum (opium poppy) is the source of this 2208-nucleotide messenger RNA. RefSeq lists its product as uncharacterized. NCBI's taxonomy places the organism in Eukaryota, Viridiplantae, Streptophyta, Magnoliopsida, Ranunculales, Papaveraceae. The transcript has 6 exons. Bases 1 to 2208 code for a protein of 735 amino acids. The record is from RefSeq and is a predicted model, not a curated record.